AUGUCCGACGACAAUACCCAGCAGACACUGCCCGAGCCCGACACCGCGGACUCCGUCGCCGCAGAUGUGGACAUGCCAGAGUUGCGGCUGCCGCACCACCAUCUCUUCGACCAGAUGAUUUCCUGGGGGACCGACAGCGUGCCCUCGCCGCCCUCGGUAAAUAGCGAGAAUGACAAUGCUAUCAGUUUGAAGGUUAUGGGCAUCAUGGGUUGGUCGGCCGAGGGGACGCAGGUCUUUUUGGCGGGUGUAAGGCAGGAUGUUAAGGAUACUAACAUCCAUGCCUACCUCCCGAUAAAUGUCGUCUAUGGCAGAAAACUCGGCGGUCCUCGACUCCUCUUAAUCCUCUACAAACGAGCCUUGCUCAUUAAAUAUUUCUGUUCAAGAGGAGGUUCGUAG
Amorphotheca resinae ATCC 22711 is the source of this 396-nucleotide messenger RNA. RefSeq lists its product as hypothetical. Lineage: Eukaryota; Fungi; Ascomycota; Leotiomycetes; Helotiales; Amorphothecaceae. Bases 1 to 396 code for a protein of 131 amino acids. The transcript has 3 exons. The record is from RefSeq and is a predicted model, not a curated record.